GAGUUGUAGUCCGCCGUCCCAGGCUCCGCCCCUCGUAACGCCACUUCCGGGCCAGCGCGCUGAGCCCUUGGGCUGACGUGGGCGCCCCCAUCAUCCCCGCGGCGGAGCCACCGUGAGGCUAUGGAUAUACUCUUCAGAAUAAGAGGAGGCCUUGAUCUAGCUUUUCAGCUAGCUACUGCUAAUGAAAUAUUUAUCAAGAAAGCACUAAAACAUGUGCUGAGUGACCUGUCAACCAAGCUUUCUUCAAAUGCCCUUGUGUUCAAAAUCUGCCACAGUUCAGUGUACAUAUGGCCAAACAGUGAUAUUAACACCAUGCCAGGAGAAUUGGCUGAUAGUUCUCCUUGUAAGAGCAUAAUGCGCUUUAUUCACUUUGAACAGGAGGAAGACACAAAACGAAAAUUUAUGAGAAAGAAAGACAGAAAGGUACCAGACAUGCAUCAAAUAGUAAAUAUAGAUCUUAUGCUGGAAAUGUCAACCUCUCUGGGAGCUAUAACCCCCAUCAUUGAAAGAGAAAGUGGAGGACAUCACUAUGUUAGUAUGACUUUACCUGUUGACGUAGUUCUAUCUGUUGCUCCAGAAGAAACAUGGGGAAAAGUUCGUAAACUUCUAGUUGAUGCAAUUCAUAACCAACUAAGGGAUAUGGAAAAGUGCCUUUUGAAACAUAUGAAAGGAACAUCUAUUGUGGUUCCUGAACCACUGCACUUUCUAUUGCCAGGGGAAAACAAUCUUGUAACAAUUUCAUAUCCAUCAGGAAUUCCAGAUGGUCAGCUGCAGGCUUAUAGAAAGGAGUUACAUGACCUCUUCAAUCUGCCUCAUGACAGACCGUAUUUCAGAAGAUCUAAUGCCUAUCACUUUCCAGAUGAACCAUACAAAGAUGGUUACAUUAGAAAUCCACAUACUUACCUCAAUCCACCUAACAUAGAGACUGGUAUGAUUUAUAUGGUCCAGGGUAUCUAUGGCUAUCAUCACUAUAUGCAGGAUCGGAUAGAUGACAAUGGCUGGGGCUGUGCUUACCGAUCUCUGCAGACAAUCUGCUCUUGGUUCAAACACCAAGGCUACACAGAGAGAUCCAUUCCAACACACAGAGAAAUUCAGCAGGCCCUAGUUGAUGCCGGGGACAAACCAGCAACAUUUGUUGGAUCACGACAAUGGAUUGGAUCCAUCGAGGUACAGCUGGUACUGAACCAACUGAUUGGUGUAACUUCAAAAAUAUUGUUUGUCAGCCAAGGUUGUGAAAUGGCCUCUCAAGGACGGGAGCUGGCUAAUCAUUUCCAGACUGAAGGAACUCCAGUCAUGAUCGGAGGAGGAGUUUUGGCCCACACAAUACUAGGAGUGGCAUGGAAUGAGAUUACAGGGCAGAUAAAAUUUCUGAUUUUAGAUCCACAUUACACAGGCGCUGAAGAUCUGCAAGUUAUUUUGGAAAAGCAAAGUAUCCACCUAUUCAGCAUGAAGUACCUAAUAUGUGCCAUCCACUGUCCAAGAAAAACAGAAAACCUAAAGAGCAGCUCUACUCAGCCCUCCAAUCUCCACACUACAAAAUAAAGCUAACACGCUAUCUGCUGUAGAAAUCAUAAACUUCAGCUCUAGAUCACUGCAGAGUACACAGCAGCUUCGGAGUUAGGCGAAAGAGUAAGACCACAGCACUUGUCACUCACUGGGUGGUAUUUAUUUUAAGAGUUCUGUCUGGCCUCCUCACAAGCAAAGCAUUUCAUUUCAGAAUGCUAGAACUCAGACUAGUCAUUAGCUGGGUCUUUAAGAAAAUUGACGGCCCUAGAGAAAAUUUGAUGGACUUUUGUAUUCACAGUGAGAUUUUUGUUUGAAAGUAAUUUUCUCUGCUGGGGAAAAGGAUGGAAAAGAUUGGAAAGUGGAAGGACAGUGAAGGGCAAUUCAAGAGGCCAGCAGAUUUCUCCCUGCCACAUUUCCUCGUAGCUGAGAUGCACAUCAUGAUCCCUAGAACAGCCUUUAAUGGAUCACAAAAGCAGAUUGCCCAUUCAACUAUUACCUGCCAUUGGCUACCAGAAUCAUAAAACUUAAUAAAAGUGUGGUAUCUGGAGUAAUGUUACCAUAACGAAGCUUUUUCUUUUUUUUUUAUCAUUUUUUUGGUUAAAUACUAUAGAAUUGACUUUUUUUUUUUAACUCUAUCUGAAAUGGACCCAAGUAUAUUACUUUUCUGUGCUUUAUAGAGUUCAGAUCUUUGAGUUAUAUAGAUAGAGUCUUUUCUGGGAUCCAGUUGACGGAACAGGAUUGUAAAAUGUUACUAUUUUGAUCAUGUAAUCCUAUAAUUUAGUAAAAGGUUUUCCUAUCCCUUCUCCCAAAUCUAGGGCUGGUGUGGAUGGAAAGGCCCAGACUUUUGGAACAAAGAUGCUUACUAUAAUUUAUGUCUUCCUCAGCGACCAAAUAUUUUUUAAAGUAUCUCAGACUCAAAUACUGUAGUAAAGUUGUAUUAUAAAUUUGUUAAUAAAGACUAAGUUU
Canis lupus familiaris (dog) is the source of this 2472-nucleotide messenger RNA. RefSeq names its product UFM1 specific peptidase 2 (gene UFSP2). Bases 121 to 1542 code for a protein of 473 amino acids. The transcript has 13 exons. The record is from RefSeq and is a predicted model, not a curated record. Lineage: Eukaryota; Metazoa; Chordata; Mammalia; Carnivora; Canidae.